This is a messenger RNA of Cyclopterus lumpus (lumpfish), 1664 nucleotides long. Its product is annotated as ATP-dependent RNA helicase DDX39A-like. Gene Ontology annotation, molecular function: ATP binding; RNA binding; RNA helicase activity. Gene Ontology annotation, biological process: mRNA splicing, via spliceosome; mRNA export from nucleus. The transcript is spliced from 10 exons. NCBI's taxonomy places the organism in Eukaryota, Metazoa, Chordata, Actinopteri, Perciformes, Cyclopteridae. The record is from RefSeq and is a predicted model, not a curated record. The coding region runs from base 127 to 1410 and encodes 427 amino acids.
AGCGCACGUUUUUUUUUGGUGUACAUGAACACACCAUACGUGUGUGCUCACUGUGCUGUUAAGACUCGUUAACUCGGUAGUAACACGCACUUUGACAUCGGCAGGACUUACAGAUAUCAUAGCAAGAUGGCAGAAACCGAUGUUGAUAAUGAACUUUUGGACUAUGAGGAGGACGAGGAGCCCCAGGGAGCCCCUGAGACUGGGACCCCAGCAAACAAGAAGGAAGUGAAGGGGUCCUACGUUUCCAUUCACAGCUCGGGCUUCAGAGACUUUCUCCUCAAACCAGAGCUGCUCCGGUCCAUUGUCGACUGUGGGUUUGAGCAUCCCUCAGAAGUCCAACAUGAGUGUAUUCCACAAGCUAUCCUGGGCAUGGACAUCCUGUGUCAGGCCAAGUCUGGUAUGGGAAAGACUGCCGUGUUUGUACUGGCCACCUUGCAACAAAUAGAACCUGUGGAUGGUCAGGUGUCUGUCCUUGUAAUGUGCCACACACGAGAGUUGGCCUUCCAGAUCAGCAAAGAGUACGAGCGCUUCUCCAAGUACAUGCCCACUGUCAAGGUGUCGGUGUUCUUCGGCGGCCUGGCCAUCAAGAAGGACGAGGAAGUGCUGAAGAAGAACUGCCCUCACAUUGUCGUAGGAACUCCAGGACGUACCCUGGCCCUCAUCCGCAACAAGACCCUCAAUGUGAAGAACAUCAAACACUUUGUGCUUGACGAGUGCGAUAGGAUGCUGGAGCAGCUGGACAUGAGGCACGACGUCCAGGAGAUCUUCAGGGUGACACCUCAUGAGAAACAGGUUAUGAUGUUCAGUGCAACGCUAAGCAAAGACAUCCGCCCCGUCUGUCGCAAGUUCAUGCAGGAUCCCAUGGAAGUGUUCGUGGAUGACGAGACCAAGCUGACACUCCACGGCUUACAGCAGUAUUACUGCAAGUUGAAGGACAGCGAGAAGAACCGAAAGCUUUUCGACCUGCUUGAUGUACUCGAGUUCAACCAGGUGGUGAUCUUUGUUAAGUCAGUGCAUCGCUGUGUUGCUCUGUCCCAGCUGCUGGUGGAGCAGAAUUUCCCCGCCAUCGCCAUCCACAGGGGCAUGGCGCAGGAGGAGCGGUUAUCCCGGUACCAGCAGUUUAAAGACUUCCAGCGGCGAAUCCUGGUUGCAACCAACCUGUUUGGUCGGGGCAUGGACAUUGAGCGAGUCAACAUUGUCUUCAACUACGACAUGCCAGAGGAUUCUGACACGUACCUUCACAGAGUGGCCCGUGCUGGCAGGUUUGGUACCAAAGGCCUGGCCGUCACCUUUGUGUCUGACGAGACCGACGCCAAGACCCUGAACGACGUCCAAGACCGCUUUGAGGUCAACGUAGCAGAGCUGCCAGAGGAGAUCGAUAUCUCCUCCUACAUUGAACAGUCCAGAUGAGUUUGAAGCGUCUUUCCUGUGAAGAUGGAGUGUGACCCUCUGGAAUUGCUGUAUUUUGGUGGAUGAAAAAGAAAACCCUCAACACUUAUUUUAAAGCCCCCCCUCCUACCAUAUAUGUUGGCAAAUUCAUAGAGAUAAAACAUUUUUUUUUUUUUUUAAUUUGUAUGUCUUUGCAGGGUGCUUAUUUUAGUGUUGUCCUUGUUAAAACAUUGAUAUUGUUUUGGUUGCUGAAUUAAAUUUUUUUUUAUACCUUA